AUGCCGUCACAGGAGCCUCGCUCAUCGGAGAACAUCUCCGCUAUCACAUCGCAAGGGCCAACACGAUAUCACGAGAGGCGAAAUGACGAUGAACCAAACCAACAUCGGCUAGAGACAGCUCUGAAUGUUACUGGAAAAGACAAGGGCAGCACCGAGGCUUCAAGUGCGGAAUCAUCGGUCCAGAGCCCGCCGUCCUCUAGCAAAGAAUGUGUCAUUAAGCGGUUUUGGAGCAAACAAGUCAGCGUAGUAGUGGAGUUUGAGACUUGCCGCGACCACCUAGGUUCGGAAAACCCCUUCCGCAUCUUCAUAGCUCUGCUACUCCGUCCCGAUCAUACGGGAAGAUGGUGGGAUGUUACUGUUCCAGAUCUUUUUGCACCGGAUGAUCAGUCAAGCAGCAGUCUGCACGGUUUAGUGACCCCCGACACCUCUCUACUAUGCGUCCAGAAUUCCCUUGAGAUUGUCAUUCCUGAUCGUCCCAUUCAUCCCGAAAGUUUCUUUCCUCGAUACCAGGACAGCAGACCCUGA
Molecule: messenger RNA, 525 nt
Organism: Colletotrichum abscissum
Lineage: Eukaryota; Fungi; Ascomycota; Sordariomycetes; Glomerellales; Glomerellaceae
Exons: 2
Coding region: 1-525 (174 amino acids)
Source: RefSeq, a predicted model, not a curated record